Messenger RNA from Tarenaya hassleriana, 1484 nucleotides. RefSeq names its product transcription factor MYB44-like. Gene Ontology annotation, biological process: regulation of DNA-templated transcription. Gene Ontology annotation, cellular component: nucleus. Lineage: Eukaryota; Viridiplantae; Streptophyta; Magnoliopsida; Brassicales; Cleomaceae. The transcript is spliced from 2 exons. Bases 153 to 1103 code for a protein of 316 amino acids. The record is from RefSeq and is a predicted model, not a curated record. Gene Ontology annotation, molecular function: DNA-binding transcription factor activity, RNA polymerase II-specific; RNA polymerase II cis-regulatory region sequence-specific DNA binding.
CAGAGGCGAGGCUGAAGCCUCUCUCGUAGAACCAAAAAAAAAAAAGAAUUUCCGUCACAAAAGAAAAGUCAAUAUCAAUACCUUUGUUUUUUUUUAAUCUAAUUUGUUUGUAUAAACUAGAUUAGCGAGAUUAGGGUUUUUUUUUUGUGUCAAUGGCGUCUUCUUCGUCUGCAUCUGCAAAGGACACGGAUCGGAUAAAGGGACCAUGGAGUCCUGAGGAAGAUGAAGCGUUGCAGAGGUUAGUUCAGACGUACGGACCGAGGAACUGGUCACUGAUUAGCAAAUCGAUCCCUGGUCGAUCGGGGAAGUCGUGUCGGCUCCGGUGGUGUAACCAGCUCUCGCCGGAGGUGGAGCACCGGCCGUUUACGGCGGAGGAGGAUGACACAAUCAUCAGAGCACAUGCGAGGUUCGGGAACAAGUGGGCGACCAUCGCGAGACUUCUCAAUGGUCGCACCGACAACGCCAUUAAGAACCACUGGAACUCCACGCUCAAACGGAAAUGCUCAUCCAUGGCCGACGGCGGAUCCAGCGAUGCCGAUCUCGAGCAGCCGCUCAAGAGAUCGGCGAGCCUCGGCGCCGGUACGAAUCUCUCGACGUGUCUGAGUUUGAAUCCAGGAAGUCCCGCUGGAUCGGAGCUUAGCGACUCGAGUUUGCCCGGAGGUUGUUGCGCAGUGUCGGCUUCUCCGGUGUACCGACCGGCGGCGAGAACUGGCGCGGUCCUUCCUCCGGCGACGGAUCCGCCAACUUCUCUCAGCCUCUCGCUACCGGGAUCCGGGCUGUCCGAGCCCAUGAGUCACGGAUCCGAUUCCAACCGAGUCACCAGCCCGCCGAGUCAUCAUCAUCCCCUUCCGAAACAUAGCUUCGCGCGACUACCACCAGCUCCCCCUCCUCCGCCGCCGCCAUCUCAGGAGGUUCAUGGAGGCGGGGAGAUGGGAUUGGACGAGCAGUUUUUCAGCAAGGAGUUUUUGGCUGUGCUGCAGGAGAUGAUAAGGCAGGAAGUGAGGAGUUACAUGUCGGGAAUCGAUCAGAAGGGGAUCUGUUUUCAGACGGAAGCGAUCAGGAAUGCAGUGGUGAAACGGAUUGGAAUCAGCAAGAUUGAUUGAAGGAUGAAUCUGGAAAACGAAAUGAGUUGAUUUAGCAAAUGCCCACCGAGUUCGAACACAUGGAAAAUGGGAAUUUCCCUGGAAAGGGUUAAUCUGAUUAGGGCAAAAAACGAAAAACGCUCACAGGGUAAAGAGAAAGGGAAAUGCUUCCGUUUCUUCUAUUUCGAUCUUCUCUCUUUUUUUUUUUUUUGCAGUGAAAUUGGAAAAGAAAUAAGUUUGGGUUUAGUGUAGAGGAGAAAGGGUAACGAGAGAAGUGACUGUUGGAUGUGGAGAUUAUGUCCAAAAUGAGGGUUUGGUUUCUGUUAAGUGUCGGAUUCCAUGGAGCUAUAAAGGAAAAAAAAAAUCCUCCUUUGAACAAUAAUCCAUUUAAAAACGGAUUUA